AUGAAUCACUCCAAAUGUCUCCCCAACGCUAGGGCGAUCCUCGUCAUUCGCAAUAGACUCACUUCCUCUGGCAAUAACGUCAAUACUAGAUUCUCCACCACCAGCUCGAAACCGAACGGGACAAGAUCCGAGACGAAAUCCAACUACACUCCAAGACCACGCAGACAACCUUCCACGACAACGAAUAAUCGGUUCAUUAGUGGCAAGAAAUCACAAUGGCAAUCCUUCUCUCCUCGCGAAGCACAAAAUAGCACCACCAAGCACAAGCUAGUGCUCUCUGGUCUUCCCACGACGUUGCUGCCGGCCGAUUUUAAUCGCCUUGCUGCUGAUAAACUUGCCGGUUGGAACGAAAUCAUCAGUCAUGUUCACCAGGAACGUGACCCCUGGACCAUGGAGCCUCUCGGCGUAUAUCACAUUACAUUCUCCUCAUCUGCGGCCGCCAGUCUGUAUAAAGACAAGAUCGAGAGACUCCUUCGUCUCGCCCAAACCAAGUUCCAGAGCAAAAAUGGCCUCUGGACGAGCAAGGUCCCCAGUGUACUACUAGACCCUGGGAAAGACCCUGAGAAGGAGCUGGAGCGCUUCACUAUCCUUCCAGGCUCUUACCAGGCUCGUAUCAAAACGAAACAGAGUCGUGUUCAGGGCAAAAUGGCUUGGCAGCAUGUCGUCGACCAGAUCAUAAAGAGUUCACACAUUAAGACUCUUCGCCCUAGUGCAGUAUUGAUCGAGCUACCAGAAAAGAGUUUCACGGUUUCAGAGCUCAGGGUCAUAAUUAACCAAGACGGGACUGAAAGUGGUUAUGACUGGGCGACUGAAACUCAUAUAUCCGAUCUUUCCAAGGUUAUGGAUCUAGGCGAGAAGAUCUCCCAAAGCACAUCGCGGGCACGUAGGAACGACGCCGAGUCCCGCCAGCGAAACAAUUCACGUUUCAUCAUGGUGUGCGAAACUCCAGAGAUAGCAUGGCGGUUCAUUCGGAGCUGGAACCAGCGCAUUCUCGAGUACGACCAGGGCGAAGGCGUCGUCUUGCGUAAUCGUGUAAAAGCAUCAUACAUUGACAUUUAG
Messenger RNA from Fusarium venenatum, 1059 nucleotides. RefSeq lists its product as uncharacterized. NCBI's taxonomy places the organism in Eukaryota, Fungi, Ascomycota, Sordariomycetes, Hypocreales, Nectriaceae. The record is from RefSeq and is a predicted model, not a curated record.